UGCUACCUUUUUUAUUUUAGGAUACAUUCAGAAGUUUGAUAUGUUUAUGGUGGAAAAGUGGCCCCUGAUUCAAUCGUUCGCCCUUGAAGGCAUAGGUGGAGGAAGCUUUUUCACGCUCAAAUACGAGGUAGUUGAUAUGAGUGAGAAGCUGUGGCAGGUUUACAACAAACUUGAUCCUGUGUCCCUGGAUAAUCUGUUAACUGAGGGCUUGGCAGGCUUUGAGAAGCAGUGGAGUUUCUUCUUCUCCAGAAUCGACCUAGAGAGUCACCUGUCCAUCUUGGAUCUGUCUGAGGCACAGGCAGGACAGGCUUUCCGUUUGUUCUACUCUCAUGGACUGAUUUCAAACAACAUAUCAGAUAAAAGCAAAAGUCGGCAGCCUUUUGUGCUGUUUGGAAAGCACUCUUCCUCACAUGAUCUGGAGAGCAUUUCAUUUAACUUUCCUUCAGAGAGUCAUCAGGUUCGCAACACAGGGCCUCAAGGUUCAACAGCCAAACACAUGAUUCUGCAGUGUGUGGAUGCUACAGGACCUUUGGCCUGUUCACGAACAUAUUUCUUUGGGACUACUCAUACUCCAUAUCUUGGCAUUCAGAUGACGGAGCAAAAGAAAACAGAAGUUCUAGUUACAUCACAGGUUUACUCUGCUGCUGUUCAGGGUGUCUUGUCUGGAAUAAAAUGCUACUCUAGGACCUCUAGUUAUACCAAGGCUAAAGAUGUUGCUGUGAACACGUUUCUUCUAUCGUUGGACUCGAUGAAUUUAGGCCACUAUCGUAGUCCUUUGGGGUCCAGAUGUGAAUUCAGCAUUCAAGCUGUGAAUAAUCGAGGAAUUAUAAUUCCUCUGACUGAUGAGGACAGCUGUCAUCUAGUCAAAACAGCUUCCCUGAUUGUCAGUGACAUCCCAGCCCUAGAGGAAAACAGAGGAGACUUGGGCACUGUGGUCUACUCUGAAUCUUUUCUGGAGUCCAGCAUCAACAUUCAACAGAGAGAUGGCACCAUGUCCUCAGACAGCUGCUAUACCAUCCUAACUGCAAAUGUUCCUCGCUACGCCUGCUGGCUGAUGGAACCUGAUGUCAGGCAGUCUGAACAGGCUGUGCUAAGCCUCUCUAAGAAGGAGGGUGAUUGUUGUCUAGGAGGUUGUCUGACUGUAGCAGAUGCUGCAUAUCUGCUCUCCAGUGGCCAUCUCUGCUCACCUGACGAAGGUAAAAUAACUUUCUUCUCUGAGGGACUCCUGUUUAUCCACUCUCAGUUUGGGUCCAUCACUCUCUCAAAGAAUCAUAUUCGCAAACUCAGCUUUUGUGCUCCGGGACUCUCUAGAGUGGGGUCGCUGUUUGUAGAGUAUGAGGCAAGUCUGCUUCCACACCUCCCGUUCCCUCUGCACAGCUCUGACCAGUGUCUGGUCUUUGCUCUUCAGUGCAGAUCUAAGAGCUACAAGGCCUUCUAUGCUAAGGUUUUACCAGCCUGGAAAAAUCCUGAAACUGGACUCUGUGUGCAACAUGUGGACCAAGAGCAGCUGCCCAUGAACCAAAGAAAAAUGCACACCAGACUUCAGGAACUACACGGCAGUCAAGAGCCACCUGUUGCUAAACGCAAAGAUAACCUAAACACUUCUCACUCCAAGCUGCCAGAGUUGGAAAUGUUUCUUCAACACUUUGCUUUAAGCAGUAUUAGUCAGGAGCCUAUUCUGUACGACCACCUGGAGGCGCUGUUCCCCUCUGCAGAAUUAAGGAACCAGGCCUAUCAGAGGGGAGACAAGGUUAUCAUUAAUAUAAUCACUGGACUUCCAGGGAGCCAUAAGAGCAUGCUUUGUAAAUUUUUAGUGGAUCCAAACAAGAAAGGUGGAAGGUGGGUGGUGUAUGAACCUGACAGCUUCUCAGCCUCACACUUGCAGCAGUAUUUGUCGAGCUUCUUAGAGAGCCACAGAAAACAAGGCAAGACUCGCCUGUUGCUGCUAACACCCGGAUACACAGAUGUUCUGGAUGUUAUCCAGGCUGUGCUCUUCCAUCCAGAUCCAGGUGUCCAAGGCUGUUUCACCAUCGGUGCUGUCACUGCCUGUGUGAACCCGCUUGCAUCUUUUAUGGAACAUCGGUUUGCUUUCCCCAAGCUGUUGGAACAGUGCAGUCAAGGUAUUGUGAGUACAGUGGUGUUCACUGGGCUGACAGCAGAGAAGAAGCACCCUCUCAUGCAGCAUGUUCAGCAGUUGGUACGCUCGGCUAACCCCACCGCUGCCUUCAUACUGGCAGAAAGAGGAGCUGUCACCAGGAAUGAAGACGUGAGCCUGAUACUGUCUAAGAGCAGCUUCAGCGAGGCGCAGAUGCUGAGAGCGCGUUACGUCCUCUACCCUGGAUGGUGCAAAGGACGCUUCUUCUCUGGUUCAGGGUCUGCCAUCGUCACCCAGCAGCGUAUAGCUUUCAGCCGACCCCUAGAGAGGCCUCUGUUUGUCACCCGCUGCAAAGCAAUCAAGUCAUCACUAAAGCCAAGUCCGUUCAGAGGAAAUGUGUACAACAUCUGGGGGAAGGUCAGAUUUUCGGACUCGAAUCGAACCAUGGACGUGUUCUAUAACACAGUUAGCGAGAGACUGAGUUUGCUCCCAGACGAGAGCACCGCCUGUCUGCCUGCAGCCCCCCCACAGACCAGCACACCCUGCUUCCUGGUCUUUGAUGGCGUCGAUCUCAGUCAGGAAGAACUGAAAGUCUGGCUGAGACUCUGCACCAAACAGCAGGACAAGAAAGCAAUGAAAACCAGAGCCACCCUGUCAGAACAAGAAAUCAAGAGCAUACAUACGGCCCGACACCUGGAUCCCCUCCCACCGGGUUAUUUCUACAAUGGCUAUCUAUAUCAACACAUCUACGGAGAAAAAAGAAGCUUCCAUCCUAACAUGGAAGAGUUUAUUAAAGAAUACAUUUCUGAGGCCAACAAGGAGAUCGAGCAGUUCAACCAUCAGCUGGAACUGGAGCUCCAGGGACAGCCAGACAUGUUUGAUCUGUGAUCUGAUUGCUUCUAGUAUUAGGGACGAGAGCGUUCAAUGAGUAAUCACACCACAUGUCCUCUGAAGGUGCCGUCUAUCAACCUCAUUCCAUUGUCACUUUUCAAAUGCAGGAAGAUUAGGCUGAGGUGUGUUUUUGAGUCAUUCCCAGUCAUUAAUAUCAAACACCGACUGUCUACCCUAUUUGUCGUUUCACAAAACUACAGAUAAAAAAGGCAUUUGAAUCAAAAUAGGCAGAGCAGAUAGAUCCAAAAACAAAGCACAACUUUAAGCUGUAUAUGAAUGCAGCACCAAGUCAGCAAGCUGUGGCCCCGUCACAGUCAAGGGGAUUUCCAAUAACACUCUCUCCCUGCUUGAGCAUUUCUGUUUGUCACAGUCGGCGAAUUAAUGCUUCUAUUUCUGGGCUGGCUUGAAUAGCUGUGUGAUCCUGGUAGGCUCCCUGGUGAGGUUUCUCAAGAAUUGCUCCUCUUCUGUUGUCACCCAAUCUGUGGUCCACCUGUUGGCUUGUUUGGACGCCACACUGGAGCAGAGGGAGCGCCUGGCCAUGAAGCGGUAAACAUUAGAAAGCCCCUUGGCUCAAUGGUGCCGUUUCUCCGGUUCCCGUUUCUUUGAAAAACCCUGCAGGUGAUUCUAAAGCUAACAAAGUCUGAAUUAAUUUAGGAUGACCAGACGUCCUCUUUUUCCCGGACAUGGCCUACUUUUCAGAACUAAGAAAAUGUCCGGGGGGAAUUUCAGAAUCGUCCGGGAUGUUGGUCGACUACAGUGCAGCACGUAGUCAAAACCGGGAGCCAGCAAGGGAAGGAGCGACUGAACCUGACCCGAUAACUAUAGUCCGGACAUCUGCGUCCCCUUGCUUCCCCCCGCCUGCCUUACCGGUCCCCAGUCCCCCUCCUCGGGCUGAGGACGGGCAGCUCAUGGCUGUCUGCUGAGGUCCGGUCUAGUCAGCGGACCAGCAGUCCCACCCCCACCCCCCCCCGUCCAAAUAAAAAAUGUCCUUCUUUUCAGAAACCCAAAUCUGGUCACCCUAAAUUAAGUCCCUGAAGCUGUAAGUUCAAACCUGUUUGACACAAGGAUAACAUUUCAACUCUACAUUUAACCACUUUAAUCGCUUGUUUCAAAGAAAAGAAUUAAACCAAAAUGUUUUUCACAAUGUUCCUUGAAAAAUUGUCUUAGGUGACAAACAGACCUAAUUUCACUGCUAAAGGAGUUGCUUUGCUGUUGUUUGCUCUGCGAUUCAGUUUAUUGUUAUACACAUCUCUGAAGUUCUACAACUUUUAGUUAAAUGUGUUUAAUUAUCAGUGAUUUCUCUGGUAAAUACUUGCUAGUAUUUGUGACGCUGCAUAUUAAUGUAGUGAGGCCUUUAUUUACUAAUUAAUCCUGGUAUGAAAAUUUUUUUUUUUUUUUAGAUUUGCUUACAUAUGCAGAUGUUACACUGCAAAAAGGGAACUAAAAGUGACUAAAAUUUUCUUGGAUUUAAACUUGAUUUAAGUUGGGAAGUAAAAUAAUUUGCCAUUGGAAUAAGACUUUGUGCACUUAAAAUAAAACCUCUCCAUCGGGGUUCUGAAUAGUCUAUUUGAACAUAGCAAGCUGCUAUGCUGCAAAUUUCUCACCAUUACACUGAGCUUAGACUGACUGACCAUUCGAAUGUCAUCUGGGCUUCCUCCCUCAUGGUUCUUUCCAGCAUAUUUCAGUGCAACAGCUGCUUACGCUGACAGUUGUCAAAAUGACACAUAAAUGAGGCUGAUGCACUGGGUUUUAAUGAGCACAACAGUUGCAGAAACUUUGUUUUUAGAAAUGUCUAUCUCCUUAUGUACACAUACUUUUCUAUGAAAACAUGAAAUCCACAGCUUUCAGCCUGUAGAAUUGAAUCAGACACCCUGGGUGCUUGCAGGUGAAUGCCUGCGCUACCACCCCACCAGCAGACAGAGUUCUGUUUCUACACAAUAAAAUGCAGCGUUGCUGCGGCUGCAGGUGGAUCAACACGUCUCUCUGGGUUAAAUCAUUUAAGUACAAAAUCUAAACCAAAAUAAGAAAACAUGUCUUAGAACCAGUGUUGUUGCCCUAAAUUUUAGGAGGUAAAUAUGAGGAUCUGGCAAUGGGAUACUGUAAUUAUUUUUGCUCUUAAAUAAUUUUGAUGUUGUUCACUUGAAAUAAGAUAAUGGGUUUUAUUUUUUUUUCUAAUUUUUCUAAUUCCAUGGGCAAAUUGUUUUCCAAAGUUUCUAAAAACAAAAGAAAAUUCUUAUUUCAAGAAAGCAAUACUUAUGUUUCUUUAAUAAUUGAACGUAUUUUAGGGGCCAAAAUACUAAUUCCGUUUACAGAUAAUUUAAUUCAUCUGCUCAGCUAAAGCUAAUAGACUUACUUCAAGAGAUUUUUCCUUUGUUUUAUUAUUAUUAUUAUUUCAUAUUUAGAUUUUUGCAGUGUAAAUAUUGAAAUAAGCUAAUCUUUAUGUAUAUCCUGAACUAAAACUCAAGCUAAUGCUGUUGAUCCUGUCUUCUCUUCUUAAAGUCCAGUUAGUGGAACCCACACUUCGACUGUUCCUGUAGACAGUAGUGAAAUACCUACAGUUAGAAAUUUCACCAUUGUUAUAUUCACACAGAGAGGAGUUUAUAUAAUAUUACAAAUUCUUCUCUAACUAUCCUCUAUGUGAUUGUAGUCCAAUACCUUUGUGUGUUUUCGAUAUAUACACUUACGCCUGCCUCUUAUAGGACGGUGCUGAAACACAUGAGCUGCUGAACUCUCAGGCUCCCACAGCUGGUCCUCUCUGCCACCUCUGCUCACAUAGAAGCUCAAGGGCUUUGUUGCAAUUAAAUGUUGCUUGGAAAAAAAGAAAGUCUCCCCUCAGCUCUCAAAUGAUGAGGUAAAAUUCAGAGCGAUUACAUAGCUUUUCAGAAAUGGUUCAGGAUUAUAUGGAACUUUAAUCCUUUGGUGACAAAAGGAUAACUUGCGUAUAAGCUGAAUCCUCUCUUUAACAUUUCAGCAAUGCACUCUGAGCUGUGUGUUUUCAGCAACAGUUGUCAGAGUUGUGCUCUUAUGUAAUACGGCAGAGAGUUACCGUGAUUGACAGUGAGGCAGAUGUAUGCCAGACGUUUGAACCCGGCUGUAGAUCAAACGGUAGAGAGCCUGAGACCCUAAUCAGCCAGUCGAUUAGCAGCAAGACCUUAUAGAGACAAAGCUGAUGUAAACAUGCUUAAACACAAUUUCCACUAGCACAAUUAUAUAGAACCAUUUAUUCACUAUCAAUAUCACAGCUGUCUGUGGUGAGUUGCAUGUGUUUAAUAUAAUUAUUUGUAUAUUCUGACAGACAAAAUGCCUUUCACCAAACUGCUAAAAACAGAAUAAUUACUUUUAUUGUAGAAAUCUGCUUUGAUAUUUAAAUAACCUCUAAGCAGGAAAUAGUAUUUUUAUAAGACUUGAAUUGAACAACUGCGAUGGAAACAAAAUUUUUCCUUGCACACAUGCUUCAACAAACGUAAAAGCAGAUGUGAUUCUUUUAUAAAAAAUAAAAAAAGACAGAUAAACUGAAGAGAAUCUGAUCAGUUGUGAGAUGUCAGGUUUCUCUGAUCCAGCAGUGCCUUGGCUACAGCUAAGAAAAGCAGAGAUUAAAGCUGCUUCCACUGCUUCAUCCCUGUGACAGAGUAGGAGGAGCUGUCAGGCAAGGAUCUGUCCUUCAACAGUGUUGGUGAAAGGAGUCCAUGGAGUCGUUCUUUUAAAGCUUUCUGUUUUAUUUACAAAGCCGGAGGGUGAAGUGGGCGAAGUCACACAGUGAGGCUGUUGGCAGGCUCGGGAUAAAUCAGGUGUUCUUCACACUGGCAAAACUUGCCAGAAAAUACAAAACAAAAAAAAUAAGCACAAUAGAAAUUGGGUGAUCCGUUCUUAUUGUGAAUGGGACUCCAGCUGAGCCCUCCACAAGCCUUCAAAGGUGACUGUUCCACAGCUCUUUGGUGAUCUCAACACUCCUUUGUUCUCAUCCUGUGUGUUUUAGCUGAAGUUAUGGGACAAAAACAAAGUUUGGUGUCAAUUGGUUAUAUAUAAUGAAGGAGCUGUUUAAGAAAGGUCGGUAUGAGACUUUUAUAUUGCUUUUUUUUUAAAGGGAGAAGUUAUCAGUAUUAGUUUCUUUACCUGACCAGAUAAAUUAAUUACGAAUUUUUUAAAAAUGAGGCAACAAACAGAGCAGUAGACGGCUAAUGUUUUUUUAAAAAGGACCCCUAUGAUAAACUUACUUAAGCCAUUUAAGAAAAAAAAGUAUUUUCAUAAUAGGAUAUAUAAAAAAAUAGAAUACGGUAUGUUGCAGUCUUAAAUUAAUGAUCGUCCUAAUUAGCUGAAACUUGUCAGGCCACUUUAAAUUCACUAAAGAGGUAAACAUUUGGAUGUUAAAACAAUCUGUCAUUUCGGGGCUAAGGUUGAACAUUCUGCUCAUUCCGGUGCUUUUCCAGGUCCUAAUGUGCACCAUCCAAGGGUUCAGCCUGACUGGCCAGUCUGGUUAAAACAGACCAGACCAAUCACAGGCAGGGGUUUACACCAGAAUUACCUAUAAUGCAACUGUACUUUUUUGUUAACAUAGCAGCUAAGACUGCUUUAAAAUGAUUUGCAUUUUAAAAGUAGAUUUUAAUCUAUUUUAUUCCAUUUUUCUAAUUACAUAAAUUGAUCCAACCUGAGUUCUGUUUUUCUACACUCUAUUUUGAAUACACAAUAAGAUAAAUUAGUUAUCCUUUAUUUUUAUUCCCUUUGACUGUCAUCUAGGCUUCUUCCCUCAUGGUUCUGUCCAGUGUAUUUCAGUACAACCGUUGGUUACACUGAAUGUUGUCAAAAUUACACAUUAAUCAGGUCAACGCACUGAAUUUUAAUCAGUGUGAUGAUUGUUGAAACUUAUUUUAAAACACAUUUACAUUAUAAUUUAAAAAUGCAUGUAAGAAUAGAGGUAUGAAAACUCGAACCUAGUGCCCUUCGGGCUAACUCAGACUAACCCUGAGCUAACAUGUUUCCAUCCUAUUAGCAGACAGAGUUAAACUUUUGAAGGCAGAGAGAAGUGUCUAGGUCCAAAAAGGAUUCCCAAAUAGCUGGUCUGUCAAGCUGAACCGGGUGAUCGUUGGUGUUUUGUUGUUUUCUACCACUGCGUCGCAGUUUGCAUAUUAAGAGGAUAUAUGAACAUUGCCUCCAACAUGGAGGAAAGAUUGAAAAAUCCUGUUAAGAACCCUGUUUAAAUUGGGUUUAAUAUAAAAACCAAGUAAGUGGUCAAACUCAGAUGAUUAUAGAGCCAUUAAAAUGCAUUUAGUAAAUGGUCAAAACGUUUUACUCUUUUACUCUUCUAAAGAAAAACAAAACAUUUGGUAUCAUCUUAUUAUUCAGAGUUGGGCCCAGCUCAAUUCAUGCCAUAACUAAGUAUGAGAACUAAAACUGAUAACUUCUUGAAACUUCCCUUCAGAAAAUCUGGAUUAACUCUUUAAUCCUUGAAUGAGCCCGUGUUUUUUAUCCGCUUGUUAAAGGAUAAAUAUUUUUCUGGUAUUUUUGUGCCUAUUGAGAAAAGGCAGCUUGAUAAUUGUUGUUUUUUUUUGUUGUUUUUUUUUUUUUUUUUUUUCUUUUACUAAGCUGACUUUAAUAGCCUGAAAACAACACUAGCUGCGUUUUCAUUCAUUAUUGAUUAAAGGUUUUUGGCGUUGGGGUGAGGUGGCUUUACGGUCAUAUUGAAAUUGGUGCAUUUCACCAAACUAUAAUGGCAAUACUGGUUUGGUAUCACACGAGUUAAAGAAUUAUCAAUCAGAGGUUACUACUUGGCAAAAAGACAAAGAUCAUUGCACGGCAUGUGUUUAAUGAUUGAUCACAUGAACAAGCGUAUUUUCAUGUGAUUUAAUUGCAGAAACCACAUUGGUGAAUCUGGUUUUUUUUUCCACACUAGUAGAAUAUUGACAAUGUUUUGCACACAUUUAUAAUGGAAACGCAGCUAUUGAUGCUGAACUUUAGUAAGGUUUAAAUAAAAUCACAAGACUGCCUGUCCUCCCUGGUAACGAGAGGACUGCUUAGGUGAAAUGUGAUUAACUUAUCUGAAAUUCCAUAUCUGCCUUGUGAAAUGUGGGCCCUAGUGAAGUAUAUGGAGCUGAAACCAUGCUGAGUAUAUUCAGUUUGUGAGCAUGCAAAGACUGACAGCAAAAUAAUAAUAAAAAGAACAUGCUGUAAGUUGAGG
Molecule: messenger RNA, 9158 nt
Organism: Cyprinodon variegatus (sheepshead minnow)
Lineage: Eukaryota; Metazoa; Chordata; Actinopteri; Cyprinodontiformes; Cyprinodontidae
Product: chromosome unknown open reading frame, human C20orf194
Exons: 33
Coding region: 41-2983 (980 amino acids)
Source: RefSeq, a predicted model, not a curated record